AUGGCCAACACAAACAACUUCUUUCAGCCCCAGUUUCCAAAACUCAGCAAGGAGAACUAUGAAAAUCGGAGUAUUCAAAUGCAAGUUCUACUAGCCUCACAAGAUUUGUGGGAGUUAGUGGAUCGAGGAUAUGACGAUCCAGCUACUCUUGAAGAUGAAGGAAAUUUAAAUGAUACUCAGAAGACGACAUUAAAAGAUUCAAUGAGGAAAGAUAAAAAGGCCUUGUAUCUACUCUAUCAAGGCAUUGAUGAGUCAAGUUUUGAGAAGAUUUCAGCAGCAACAACCUCUAAAGAGGCAUGGAAUGAGAAGAUAUGGAGAGUAGAUGGAAUCUCUUCAAGUGAUAGAGAAGAUUCUCGAUCACUCAGUCCUAAGUUCGAGCAUGUGGUUGUAGCAAUAGAAGAGUCUAAGGAUCUCAGUGCCAUGACCACUGAUGAGUUGAUGGGCACACUUGAGAUUCAUGAACAAAGGAUCAACAAGAAGACUUCCUCAAGCUCUCUAGAGCAAGCUCUUCAAUCAAAGCUGUGUUUCAGAGAUGACAGAAACGAGCAAGGGGGGACAUCACAAAGAAGCCGAGGAAGAGGUCGUGGUUACGAUAACCAAAAUUCUGUUUUUCUAGGAAAAGGCGAAAGAGGUCCAGCCAGAGGAGGAAGAAGUCAACCACACUUUGCUCCAAGAGGAAGAGCAAGAGGUAGAGGAGGUGGUUACAACAACCGACUAGGAUUUGACAAACGCAAUGUUCAGUACUACUAG
Camellia sinensis is the source of this 750-nucleotide messenger RNA. The record is from RefSeq and is a predicted model, not a curated record. NCBI's taxonomy places the organism in Eukaryota, Viridiplantae, Streptophyta, Magnoliopsida, Ericales, Theaceae.